AGGAGCUCACCAUGAUAUGGGGUGAGGAGGGCGAGAAACUGGGUUUCGAUGACUUCGCGGACUGGUACUGCGAGGCGUUGGACAUGUACGAGAAUUCCAUAUCGGAGCAGGCGGUGCUGCCGCCAGAGGCGCUGCUGGAAGAGGAGCUCGACGCCCAGUCCGAGGCCGAGGUCGAGUACAGCGAUGAGGACCUGAUGACGGACGCCCCGUCGCAGGUGGAUGUGUCUGAGCUCAGGGUGAACCGCCAGGACGACGGGACCGCCGCGUUGAAAGAGCCCAAAGUUGGGACUGGGACUUCGGGGAGAGAGAACUUCGAGAUCACCGCGCUCUUCCGGGAGGGCUGCGACGAGGACAACCGCCUCUCGUUCGACGCCCUGAGGAAGAUCUCCGAGAUUCGGGAGAUGCUCGAGGUCAUGGAGAGGUUCGGCAUGGAUCCGACUUUGCCGCGCGAAGGGCAAAUGACCAAGGUGUCAAUAUGGUUCUCUACAGCCCUACGCCAUAGUCCAUAUUGGAAGGACGGAUUCAGCCGACACUUCGAAAAGAUCAGCACUUUCGAUCCAUACGAUGGCUGGGUUGUUGUUGACGAUCUGCUGACAAACUGGACUGAAAAUGAUCAGUGGAAAGGCUAUCGUGAAAUGCACGAGGUGCUGAUCAAGGGCAGGCCCCACACGUCAUACGUGUAUUGGGUGCUGCUAAACUGCUGUGAGAUGAUUGACCAUCACGGCAUGCAGAAGGGCAGGCUCCAGAUGAAGUGCGUUGAGGACAGCAUGCUGCUGCCUCCCAGGCCACCGCUCGCCCGAGAGCAUCCCGAGGGAGGCGCCGCGCUGGGCCUCGCGGGUUUCGGGCGGCGGCUGGCUGGCCGCGUGCGUUUGCCCCCGCUGGCGCGCGUGGCGUGCCGUCGGCUGGCAGGCGCGCGCUCGGCUGGCGUGGCCGCGCGGUCAGCUGGUGGCCGCGCGAAGACACUCUUCGUUCAGAAGAGGGGAUUCGGUUGCAACUCGUCAGAAGAUGAAGAGAUACCCAUACCGCUACCCCUGCCUCGUUUUCCCCUUUGUGGGGCCUCCCGGGAGGCCCUCGUCGCCACCACUGGAUUCAGUCCGAAAUCUUGGUCAAAACGCACCCUGGGAGAGGCCAGGGGAGUAGCGGUAUCGGAACCUUUUGGUUCCCCCAUUGCUCGUGCAGAGGGGACUCGUUCGAUAGCAAAUCACGGGAGCCUUGUAUAUCCUUGAAUUUCCGUCUUCAGAGUGCAUCAAUUCUGCGUCGACCGGUGUCCAUCCGCAAGAGCCAACAAGACGACACGGUCAGGGUGAGGCUCCCAUGAGUUGCCGCAGACGCCUCGAGAGGCCAGGUGCGGCCCGCCGCCGCCGCGACUGGCCGCCGCCGCUCGCCCGCCGACCGUGCCGCGCGCCCGCCGGCGCGGGCGUGGUGCCG
This is a messenger RNA of Prorocentrum cordatum, 1428 nucleotides long. The record is from the annotation of a GenBank genome assembly. Lineage: Eukaryota; Dinophyceae; Prorocentrales; Prorocentraceae.